GGAAGGCUACUAUGCCCUACCGAACUUGACUGGAGCAACCCCAUGGUAAAGGUGGGGAUUCGAGAUCGUUCAGAGGGUUAUACUGUGACCGACCUUUCCUUUCCAGCCUUUGUGUAUGAAAAGUAUAUUGCCAACCCCGACAAUCUGGAGGAAGGUAUUUUCAAGGGCAAAAUUCUGGUACAGGCAUACAAGGCUGUGUUCACGUCUCCCUCAGCAAAGGAUGUAGAGGGCGAUGGUGAUGGUGCGGAUAGAGUGUUCUCAGCAAUCAAAGUCAAGAAGCACGUCGCCCAGAUUAUCCAGAUGGACAAGGUUACUCCUCGCUCAAUUGCCUACAUCACUUGCCAAGUGCGAUUCGCGCUUUCUUCCAUCACCUCAUGGCAGUCGGUGGAUGGUGACUUUGACUACGUCCAAUUCUGGAAGGCAGUGGUGGACUUCUUUGAAAGGGCUCCAGGUUGA
Molecule: messenger RNA, 456 nt
Organism: Suillus plorans
Lineage: Eukaryota; Fungi; Basidiomycota; Agaricomycetes; Boletales; Suillaceae
Exons: 5
Source: RefSeq, a predicted model, not a curated record